AUGGAAUCAAAAAAUAAUCUGUAUGACGAGUUCGGAAAUUACAUAGGGGGAAAUAUUGACAGUGAUGAGGACUACUCAGAGGAUGACCAAGACGAUGAAGAGGAGGACGUAAAUGAUGAAUAUGGACGAAAGGGAGAUGACGAUGAGGGUGACGAUGAGGAUAACGAUGAGGAUGUCGACGAGGAUGAUGAUGACAAAGUAGAUAACGGGGGAAAAUACACAGACGAGGAAGAGGAGGAAGAAUUGAAAGAGAAAGGAAAUAACGGAGCAUUUAGUGCAAAUAUAGACGAAUUACAAAAGGUAUAUGAUGGUGUGGAAGUGUUUGUAGAAGAAGAAGAUGCCCAAGAUAUUGAAGAAGCAACGAUUAAUAAAAUAAAUGCAAAUGUAGAGAGAAUAAGCUUUAUAAAGAAGUUAGAUGUUGAAGCAAAUAGAAAGAACUUUGAUUUGGUUGAGACAAGUUUGCCUAAUAAUACAUUCAGUUUUAAAUUUUUGUCUGAAUUGAUGCCACACACACAAUUUAUAAGAAAUAUUUGUAUAGCUGGUCAUUUCCAUCAUGGUAAGACGACAAUAGUAGAUAGAUUAAUUGAAUAUACGAGAGAUAAAAAGAAUAAAACUAGGAUAUGUAGCAAUAUUAGUAGUAAUAAUAAGAAUAGUAGCACUGUUAGUUUUUUUAAUUUACAUACUGAAAUGGAAGGUAUUAUAAGAAAACGAAAUGUGAAGGAAACUGAUAUGAUUACACCAUAUAACAGUAAAAAAAUUGAUUACAUAACAAGUUACACAGAUACAAGAUUAGAUGAACAAGCUAGAGGAUUAUCUAUUAAAGCUAUUCCAAUAUCUUUAAUUUUUCAAAAUAGAAUAUAUGAAAAUAUACCUAGUAACGUAUUAUUAAAUAAAAAAAAAGAUAAUUUAAAAUAUAAAUCGUACAUAUUUAACAUAAUAGAUACUCCGGGACAUGUAAAUUUUUUUGACGAAUUUCUUUGCUCGUUGAAUAUUUGCGAAUGUUGUUGUUUAGUAGUGGAUGUCAUUGAUGGUUGUAUGUAUGUAACAGAAAAUAUAAUAAAAACUUGUAUUUAUGAGAAUGUGAAAAUAAUUUUAAUAAUAAACUGCAUAGAUAAAUUAAUUAUGGACUUACGUUUACCACCUAAUGAUGCAUACCACAAAAUAAAUUAUACUAUUGAAGAAAUAAAUAUAAAAGUGGAAUCUAUAUGUGAAUUAUUAAAUAAGAGUAGUAAAGAAAAAAAAGAGUUCUUAUUAUCUCCAUUAAAAAAUAAUGUAUUAUUUAGCUCAAGUAUAUAUGGUAUAUUUUUUACCUUAAAAUCUUUUAGUAAAAUUUAUUGUAAUUUAUAUAAUGCAUAUCAUAUAGACAUAGAUGAAUUUUCGCAAUAUUUAUGGGGAGAUAUAUAUUUUAAUGAGGAGGAAUUUACAUUUGCUUCAUCACCUUUGUAUGCAAAUCAGAAACGAUCUUUUGUUGAAUUUAUACUUAAUCCAAUUUAUAAAAUUUUUGGUUAUGUAUGCUCAGAAGAAAAAGAAUUUUUAAUUCCUUUUUUAAAAAAUUUUAAUAUUUCUUUAAAAAAAAAUGAUUAUCUAUUUAACAAUAGAUAUUUGUUAAAAAAAAUUAAUGGUAUGAUAUUUGAAGACACUACAGCUUUUGUAGAUGUAAUAAUAGAUAACUGUCCAUCUCCUCUAGAAAAUGCCAAGAAUAAAAUUAUGCAAAUAUACUCAGGUUCAUUAAAAACAAAAAUAUGUUAUGACAUGAUGAGAUGUCUAAAAGGAGACAAAACAGAUAAUUUAAUGGUAUAUAUUAUAAAAAAUUAUCACAGACCAGAAUGUUUGAUGCUUGAUCUAUUUGGUAGAGUAAUGUGUGGAACUAUAAGAAAAGGGCAAACAGUGUGUAUAUUAGGAGAAGGGUAUAGUUUAAGUGAUGAUGAAGAUAUGAUAACCCGAGUUGUAACACAUCUUUGGGUUUAUGAAGGAAGAUAUAGAGUAGAAGUAGAUGAAGUACCAGCAGGAAAUUUUGUUUUAAUAGGAGGUAUUGAUAUAUGUAUAAAUAAAACAUGCACAAUAACGAAUGUAAAAAAGAAAAAGAAAAAGUCUGUUAACACUAUUUUGAAAGGAGUAAGCACAGAUAUUUCAAACAAUAGUAUAGUGAAGAGUGUAAAUAAGUCUAUUCUUAUUGAUGAUGAGGAUGAAGAGGCCGAAAUAUUCUACCCCUUGCAUAGAAAAUUUAGAUAUGUCAAUUGUGCUAAUUCUGUGUUUAAAGUUGCAUGUGAACCUAUUAACCCAUCUGAAUUACCUAAAAUGUUAGAUGGGUUGAGAAAAAUUGAUAAAUCAUACCCCCUAUCUAGUACUAAAGUAGAAGAGUCAGGGGAACAUAUAAUUUUAGGGACAGGAGAAUUAUAUCUAGAUUGCAUUUUGCAUGACUUAAGAAAGUUGUAUGGUGAUCUAGAAAUUAAGAUUUCUGAUCCUGUUGUACAAUUCAGUGAAACCAUAAUUGAAACAUCAGCUCUUAAUUGUUUUGCUGAGACACCAAAUAAAAAAAAUAAAAUUUAUAUGAUAUCUGAGCCAAUACAAAAAGAGUUAAUGGAUGAUAUAGUUCAAGGUCUUGUUCAUUUAAAUAAGAAUCAAAAUGUAAAUAUAGAUGAGUAUUUACACACAGUUGAUAACUUGCUGCAUGAAAAUGGUAUGAAUAAGGAUACAGGAAAAGGAGAGAAAAAAAAUGGGGAGAUGUUAUCAGAUGAAUCAUAUUCUAGUGGAAAAGGUAAAGAGAAAGAAGAACAAAUGAACGACGAAGAGAUGAUAGACACAGAAGAGACUGAGGAGGAUCUUCCAAAGAAGGAAACUACAAAUGAUGUAGAUGCAGAAAAGAGAAAGAGUACACUAAAUUAUGAUAUAGAUAAGAACGUCAUUUCGUUAUUAACGGAUAAACAUAACUGGGACAUCUUAUCUAUAAGAUCAAUUUGGGCUUUUGGACCAGAAAAUAAUAGCCCGAAUAUAUUAUUAGAUUACUCUUUAUAUAAAGAAACGAAUAAGGAAAAUUUAUAUUCUGUUAAGGAUAAUAUAAUUCAAGGUUUCUGUUGGGCUACUAAAGAAGGUCCAUUAAUUGAAGAAGGUAUGAAAAAUGUGAAGGUAAAAAUAUUAAGUGCAGAUAUAGAUAAUGAUCCAAUUAAUAGAGGGGCAGGACAAAUUAUACCUACUACUAGAAGAGCAAUAUAUUCGUCCUUUUUGUUAGCUACACCAAGAUUAUUAGAACCUAUUUUAUUUACUGAAAUUAUAUGUUCAGGUGAUUCAGUUUCUUCUGUUUAUAAUGUAUUAUCAAGAAGAAGAGGACAUGUAUUAAAAGACUUUCCAAAAGUGGGUACCCCUUUAUAUAUGGUUCAUGCAUACAUACCUGCCAUAGAAUCUUUUGGCUUUGAAACAGAUUUAAGGACUCAUACUAGUGGUCAAGCAUUUUGCCUAAGUAUGUUUGAUCAUUGGCAUAUUGUCCCAGGGGAUCCCUUAGACAGGUCAAUUAUACUAAGGCCAUUGGAACCUGCUCCUAUUCAACACUUAGCUCGAGAAUUUUUGUUAAAAACGAGAAGAAGGAAAGGAUUAACUGAGGAUGUAACAAUUAAUAGGUUCUUUGAUGACCCUAUGCUACUAAAUAUCAAGGAUGAAUUCGCUGAGCAUUUCUGA
This is a messenger RNA of Plasmodium malariae, 3672 nucleotides long. Its product is annotated as U5 small nuclear ribonuclear protein, putative. Gene Ontology annotation, biological process: mRNA splicing, via spliceosome. Gene Ontology annotation, cellular component: U4/U6 x U5 tri-snRNP complex; U2-type catalytic step 2 spliceosome; cytosol. Bases 1 to 3672 code for a protein of 1223 amino acids. The transcript has a single exon. Gene Ontology annotation, molecular function: GTPase activity; translation elongation factor activity; U5 snRNA binding. NCBI's taxonomy places the organism in Eukaryota, Apicomplexa, Aconoidasida, Haemosporida, Plasmodiidae. The record is from RefSeq and is a predicted model, not a curated record.